AUGUUGGAUCUAUUUAGCAUAUUUAGUAAAGGAGGGAUCGUCCUGUGGUGUUUUCAGAGUACCAGCGAUAUAUUUUCGCCGUCUGUUAACGCUCUUAUACGAAAUGUAAUCUUACAGGAACGAACGGGAAAUAAUACGUUUAGCCAUAACGCUUUAAGCCUCCAAUACAAACUCGACAAUGAGUUUGAAUUAGUUUUCGUGGUAGCAUAUCAACGUAUACUACAAUUGUCUUACGUUGACAAAUUUCUAAAUGAUAUACAUUUGGAGUUUAGGGAUAAAUACAAGAAUGAAUUGCAAGGUGGCCAACAUAACAUGGAUUUUGAUUUCAAAACUACGUUUGAGAGUGUUCUCAAACAGUGUGAACAAUGGGCAAAAACACAGGCUCAGAUUCCAAAGCAGAUGAGAUCAUUUGAAGACUCGCAGAAGUCUAAAAAGACUGUCGCCUCUAUGAUUGAAAGGAAAGGAGAUGAAAAAAAUAAAAAAUCUGUGAAAAUAAUAGAAAAUAAGAGCAUUCCUAAUGGCAAGGUAGACGAACCAGAAGUCGACAAUGACUUGAUAGCUGCCAACAGAGCUAAACUGGCACAGAAAAUGGCGGCCAAGAACAAAAAAGAAGCCAAAAAAUCCCCAAAAAGCCCAAAAGCAACGGAUCGUGUGAAAAAGCCUCGUGUUUGGGAACUGGGAGGUGAUUCACGUGAUUUACCAUCGUUGGAUUUCAGUACUGAUAAAGAAGGUUGUGAAGAAAUAGCUCCCGACACACAGUUGGUGGGUCAAAUGAAAGGUGCUAUUCGUGAUUUGGAAGUUGAAGAAUCUGAUGCAAGCAGUUCUGAAGAAGAAGAAACACAACAACCCAGCCCUAAAAAGACGGGGGGAAUGUUUAGCAUAUUCAAAGGUUUGGUUGGCUCUAAAGCUCUCACCGAGGAUUCAAUGCGGCCCGUGUUGGACAAAUUAAGAGAUCACCUCAUAGCAAAGAAUGUAGCCGCUGAUAUUGCUAACAAGUUAUGUGAUUCGGUUGCUGUUAAAUUAGAAGGAAAGGUUUUGGGGACAUUUGAGAGCGUGGCGACAACUAUUAAGGCGACUUUAACAGAGGCGUUAGUACAGAUCCUGUCUCCAAAGCGUCGUGUGGACAUACUACGGGACUGCCUUCACGCUAAACAACAAGGAAGACCAUACGUUAUGGCUUUUUGUGGGGUGAACGGUGUUGGUAAAUCAACGAAUCUUGCGAAGAUAUGUUUCUGGUUGAUAGAAAAUCGUCUGUCUGUUCUGAUAGCGGCUUGUGAUACGUUCAGAGCCGGCGCUGUGGAACAGCUAAGGACUCAUGUUAGAAGACUAGACGCCAUGCACCCGGGCUCCGUCAGUCUAUAUGAAAAAGGAUACGGAAAAGACGCAGCGGGUAUCGCAAUGGAAGCUAUCAAGUACGCAGCGGAUACCAAAUAUGAUGUGGUUCUCAUAGAUACAGCAGGUCGGAUGCAGGACAACGAACCACUAAUGAGAGCUCUGGCCAAACUUAUUAAGGUCAAUGAACCCGACCUAGUACUAUUUGUAGGAGAGGCUUUAGUAGGCAACGAAGCAGUAGAUCAGCUGGUUAAAUUCAAUCAAGCAUUGGCCGACCACAGUUCUUCAAGCAAUCCUCAUGUCAUCGAUGGGAUUGUUCUCACUAAAUUUGAUACAAUUGAUGAUAAAGUCGGUGCAGCCAUUUCUAUGACUUAUAUUACCGGCCAGCCUAUAGUUUUUGUUGGCACUGGACAGACAUACACAGAUUUGAAAGCUCUUAAUGCUACCGCAGUUGUUCAUGCUCUUAUGAAAUAA
Danaus chrysippus (African queen) is the source of this 1806-nucleotide messenger RNA. NCBI's taxonomy places the organism in Eukaryota, Metazoa, Arthropoda, Insecta, Lepidoptera, Nymphalidae. The record is from the annotation of a GenBank genome assembly.